Molecule: messenger RNA, 2145 nt
Organism: Exophiala mesophila
Lineage: Eukaryota; Fungi; Ascomycota; Eurotiomycetes; Chaetothyriales; Herpotrichiellaceae
Exons: 2
Coding region: 614-1900 (428 amino acids)
Biological process (GO): translational initiation; formation of translation preinitiation complex; formation of cytoplasmic translation initiation complex
Cellular component (GO): cytosol
Molecular function (GO): eukaryotic initiation factor eIF2 binding; translation initiation factor activity; GDP-dissociation inhibitor activity
Source: RefSeq, a predicted model, not a curated record
CACCAACCAGCAACCAACCCGAGUAGCGCAGGCUAAACAAAGUCUUGUCUUUCGCCCUCCUCCAAAAUCAAAUCUUUUCCUCUUUUCAUUCUUACCAUCACCAUCAUCAGUCUCACUUCUGACCAGGUCUGACUUAGCCAUCACCUCGUCCUUCAUCACAGGAUUUGUCUUGAUCGCCAUCUCCUGCCAGCCAUCAAAUACAGUAUCCUCGAUCCAGUAUCCAUCCACCUCCAUCAAUUCAUCCAUCCAUCCAUCCAUCCACCCUUUUACCUUGGACUGACCCCCCGUCUGAAUCGAAUCGCACCCGGAUUGUUCAUGUAUCGGGCAGUCUUUCACUCCUCCAAAACCAAAACCAAGCAGAAGCUGGAUAUAUAUCCAGUUCAACGGCAUCCUUGUAGUCAUACAGGGUGUUCAUAUGGUUGAUCCUACGACCAACAGUCCUCCUUCCUUGAUGUUAUAUCUUCUCCCUCAGUGGUAAUAUCCACGCAUGUCCUGCUUGAUCGAAAGAUUUCCCAACAGUCUUUCCCUCUACCUCCGCCCCUAGACCAAAGACCACAGACCACCUAGAUUCAAAAGAAACGAUUGUCAAGAUUACAAACCAAGGUCCAUCAUCAUGGCUACUAUCAACAUUCGCCGGGAUGUCUCUGAUCCCUUCUAUCGCUACAAGAUGGAACGCUUGCAAUCAAAGAUUGAAGGCAAAGGAAACGGAAUCAAAACCGUGGUCGCCAAUCUUCCCAGCGUUGCCGCCUCAUUGGCCCGUCCACCUGCCUAUGUGAUCAAAUACUUUGGCUUCGAACUUGGUGCUCAAACCAACACCAACCCGAAAGACGACCGAUGGAUCAUCAACGGCGCCCACGAAGCCUCCAAGCUCCAAGACUCCUUGGACGGCUUCAUUUCCAAGUUUGUCCUCUGUAAGAACUGCAAGAAUCCCGAGACCGACAUCAACAUCAAAGACGGCCGAAUCUUGCUGGAUUGCAAGGCCUGUGGGCAACGCAGUCAAGUCGACUUGCGCCACAAACUGAGUGGCUUCAUCCUCAAGAACGAACCCAAAGGAGGCAAAAAGACAAAGAAGGAAAAGAUGUCUCGACGCGAUCGUGCCAAAGCUGAGAGCGAGGAGAAGGGCUCUGCCAAUGGUGGCAGCCCACACGACUCCAACUCGGACAAAGGUGAUGCUGACGAGGAUGACGGAGAACUUGCCGCCGGAAGUGACGACGAGUUCACCAAGCACAUCACCGAAAGUGCAAAGGGCAUCGGAGCCAACAGCAAUGGAAACUUCGAAGAAGAGGAAUGGGCCGUCGAUACAUCUGCCGAAGCCGUGGCUGCUCGUGCCAAGGAACUCCCCUCAGACCUAAAGCGGUCGCUCGCCUUUGACGACGAAGAGGACGGCGAUGAGAACGGUGGAGGGGCCAGUGCCUAUGACCAACUCGGAACGUGGCUCAUUGAGGAGACCAAGGCAAAGGGCUCGGUUAGCAAGGUGGACGAUGUCGACAUCUACAAAAAGGCCUUGGAUCUAGGCAUCGAGUCUAAGCACAAGACAUUGACUGUGCUGGCUCAGACGCUGUUCGACGAGAAUGUCCUCAAGCAGAUUGCCCCGCGUGCUGGGAUGCUGCAGAAGCUGAUCGGAGAAUCCGAAAAGCAUCAAAAGGCGUUCUUGGGAGGCACAGAACGAUUUGUGGGCAACGACCAUCCGGAAUUGAUCCCUCAAGUGUCGGGCAUCCUUCUCAGCUACUAUCAGAACGAUUUGGUGAGUGAGGAGGUGGUCAAAGCAUGGGGAGCCAAGGCCAGCAAGAAAUAUGUCGACAUCAGUACGAGCCGAAAGGUUCGCAAGGCCGCGACACAAUUCUUGGAAUGGCUUGACCAGGCGAGUGAGGAAGAGGACAGUGACAGUGACGACGAGUGAUUCUUUUAACAAGAACAUUCUGAUUCACGUUCCUGCACACGACCGCAUCCUAUGCUCGGUACACUCCACUCCUUACGCCAUACGGUUUUUCUGCCUGAUCGCCUUGUUGCCAUCGUUUCUCUUCUCCAACAUGUAACAAUGGAAAAUUCAUUCAUUCCCAGUUGGGUCUAUCACAAUCGUCGUCUUUGGGGCUAUGUAGCUAGAAUCUCGUCUAGUCCCACAAAUCAUUUACCUUGAUCGCUGUG